Microdochium trichocladiopsis is the source of this 681-nucleotide messenger RNA. RefSeq names its product putative transmembrane protein. Gene Ontology annotation, molecular function: alkylmercury lyase activity. NCBI's taxonomy places the organism in Eukaryota, Fungi, Ascomycota, Sordariomycetes, Xylariales, Microdochiaceae. The record is from RefSeq and is a predicted model, not a curated record. Bases 1 to 681 code for a protein of 226 amino acids. The transcript has a single exon.
AUGGACCACUCACGCCUGCACCACUUCAUCAUCGCCUCGUUUCUCAACGACCAACGCCCGCCUAUGGUCAGCGAGAUAGCCGCCCAUUUCCAGACGGACACGACCGCAGCACGAGAGGCGCUUCGAGCUCUGGCAGACUACCACGGCGUCGUGCUGCACCCGCACUCGGACGAGAUCUGGGUCGCGCACCCCUUCUCCGCAGCGCCGACAACCUGCGUCGUCUCCUCUGCCGGCCGCAAGUGGUGGGGCAACUGCGCCUGGUGCUCGCUCGGCGUCAUGCACCUCGCCCGCGGCACGUCGUCCACCUUCACCACGAGGACCGGCGCCAUCGGUGACGAAGUGACCCUCAGCGUCGAGGACGGCCAGCUGCGCGAGACGGACUUCGUGGUGCACUUCCCGGUGCCCAUGCGCAACGUCUGGGACAAUGUCAUCUACAUCUGCUCGGUCCAGCUCCUGUUCCGCGACGAGGCCGAGGUCGAGGAAUGGUGUGCCACGCGGGGGAUCCCCAAGGGCGACGUCCGCCCCGUCCAGCAGGUCUGGGACUUUGCGCGCGAGUGGUACGGCCGCCACGCCGAUGCGGACUGGACCAAGUGGUCUCUGCACGAGGCCGUGGAGAUUUUCCGCAAGCAUGGCCUGACUGGGCCCACUUGGACGAUUGGAGACGAGUCUGGACGCUUUUGA